Messenger RNA from Eucalyptus grandis, 519 nucleotides. Its product is annotated as cell wall / vacuolar inhibitor of fructosidase 1-like. NCBI's taxonomy places the organism in Eukaryota, Viridiplantae, Streptophyta, Magnoliopsida, Myrtales, Myrtaceae. The transcript has a single exon. Gene Ontology annotation, biological process: negative regulation of catalytic activity. Gene Ontology annotation, molecular function: enzyme inhibitor activity. The record is from RefSeq and is a predicted model, not a curated record. Bases 1 to 519 code for a protein of 172 amino acids.
AUGAAGACUCCAAUGCUCUUCACACUUGUCUCGUUCACUCAACUUCUUCUCAUCACCAUCCUCCCACUCGCAUCCGCCGACCUCAUCGACGACACCUGCAAGAAGAUGCCGGACGUCGACUCCUGCAUCGCGAUCCUCAGGUCUGACCCCCGGAGCUCCACCGCGGACACCCCGACCCUAGGCCUAAUCUCUGUCGACACGGCCGACUCAAACGCCGAGGUGACUCUGGACGAGAUCAAGGACUUGCUCGGCAAAUCCCCCGACUCAAAGACGAAGCAGGCGCUGACCUCUUGCGAGGCGUCGUACGGAAAUAUCAGAAGUUCGUUGGUGCCGCCAAGCAGGGAAAGUUUCACGAAAGGUGACUACAAGUUCGCCGUGCAGUACAUGAAUGACGCAGCGAACACGGCGGCGGUGUGCGAAGCAGGCUUCGGAGGCCCAAAGUCGCCGAUAUACGACGCGAACAUGUUUGAGCGCAACGCAGGCUUGUUGGCUUCCGCCAUUGCCAGUUCAUUGCUGUGA